Talaromyces amestolkiae is the source of this 1860-nucleotide messenger RNA. RefSeq lists its product as uncharacterized. Lineage: Eukaryota; Fungi; Ascomycota; Eurotiomycetes; Eurotiales; Trichocomaceae. Gene Ontology annotation, cellular component: lytic vacuole; endosome. Gene Ontology annotation, molecular function: SNARE binding. Gene Ontology annotation, biological process: SNARE complex assembly. The record is from RefSeq and is a predicted model, not a curated record. The transcript is spliced from 2 exons. The coding region runs from base 1 to 1860 and encodes 619 amino acids.
AUGUCCGACUCUAAUGACAACAGUCGUCGCGAGCGACCGUUGCUCUUCUCCGUGAACCGGAAAUUACGCCAUCUACAAGGUUUAUCAAUUCGGAAUCUAUCCAUCAGUCCUCCCACCCGAGCUCGCGGUAAGACGAUCGAUGACGAUGAUAUCCCCUACACUCUGAAAACACCGGUCAAGCUUGCCAGUCAGGCGCAAAAUCGAACCGUGACCCAGUCUCGCUCAUACACGGAUCUCAAAUCAAUAACUCCUAGGGUGCAGCCCUUGGACCGUGACCAGGACCAACGUAAUAAACAAAUACAAGAAUCGGGACGUAUUCGCCGACGGAGCACUCUGCCAUGGAGUGGAGGGAACCUGGAAAGUCGACAAACAAAAUUAGAGAGCAUCGCACGCAGUAGGAUGGCGGAUGUCUGGUUUUCCAUUCACUGCGAUGGAAUUGACGGCCCUGUCUACAUUAGUGAAGUCGUCGAGAGAACGACAAACCCGGACUUUCGCGUGCUUGACCUCAACGUGUGUGGGCCUCAUGUCUCUAGAUUGGAUAAAUUGACCGUCAAAUUAUGGGUCAAAUCAGAAAGCAUGGAUGAGUACACACUACUUCUCGAGCUUCGUUUGAGUUUUAGGUCUCUACAAUUCGUUGGUAAAUCAUUAGAGACUUUUCAUCAGCCACUUCCUCCGAAUUGCGUUUUGUUCCAUUUCGCGGACGGCAUAUUCACAAAUCUCACCGACUUGCCGCCAACUCAGACUAGCCUUACAACUGUCGCAAAUGAGGCCACUCAAAUUGCGCCUCAAAGCACCUCUUCGUACGAUGCAUUAAUGCGAUUGGCGAAUCUAGACGACUGCAUACAGGAUGCAUUGGCAACAAGGGAAAAGCUUGAAUCUCAGAUUAAUGUUCUACUGAAGAAACACGAGAAAAGCCUUGAGUCACUCAACCAGGUAUCCCAGGCUAAAGAAAAGGCGGCCUUGAUUAAGAGAAGCAUUGCCAAUGAGAAAAAGCAAGUUCGCUUGAGUGCCAAACGAAAGGACGAGCUGAUCGCUAGCAUCAACGCACGAAGGGAAUCUAUGAUCUCGGCCCGUGAACAUCAGAACAAGACGCGGACUCACUUGUCGGAUGCUCAGCUGAAAUUGACAACAAGCACGGCUUUGCUGGAGCAUAAUCAAGAAGAUACCAAGGGCCAGAUUCGGCGUAUAUGCGAGGACCUGCUGGCAAUAUAUCCCAUUGAGCCCCUCUCCGACAAAGCGUUGGCCUUUACUAUUGCUGGAAUACAUCUACCCAACUCUAAAUUUGAUGAUAUUGACAGGGAGCUGGUAGCAGCAGCUCUCGGCUAUACCGGUCAUCUCGUUUAUCUACUCUCAUUUUACCUUUCAGUUCCUCUACCUUAUCCUAUCAAGCCCUACAUGUCGAGCACCUUUAUCCAGGACCCAGUAUCCUCAGGACUUUCACGCCGUACAUUUCCGUUGUACCCGGUCAAUGUUCAGUAUCGGUUUGAGUAUGGCGUGUUUUUGUUGAAUAAGGAUAUUGAGGUCCUGAUGAACCGCUUUGGUCUCCGGGUCCUCGAUAUUCGGCAUACACUACCGAAUCUCAAAUACCUCCUCUACGUCUUGACGGCUCGAACGAACGAGCUGCCUGCCCGGAAAGCAGGAGGUGUUCGAGGUCUUCUUCUUGGCCGCGGCACACCGGUGAUGUCUAGGCAAAAUAGUCAGGAUAGUUUUGCUAGUAGCGAAGCUCGAAUGCCUUCGGAACUGCAACCUCGAACGACGCUACCGAACAACAAUGUCAAUAAGAGUCAAGCAUUGUACUCGAAGCAGGCUCUUCUGAAACAAGUCGACCCUGGAAAUAAGGAUGUGAGAAAUGCUGUCUAG